CUUCUACUGCCACGACCUCAUUCUUCUACUGCAUGCCACGACGAUGAUUAUCGAGACAAUUAUUCUGCUCGCCUUUCGGGGGGCCUUGUUCUUCGGUUGCAGACGGUAUAUUCUACGCAUCCUGUACGAGGACUUGCAGGAACUAUCUUCUACUCCUGAGGCCGAAACUGUUGAGCUAUCACUGCCGACAUCAAACACAUCGAUGGUUCAAAAGGGUCAGAAACAGGGGGCCAAAGAAGAGAGGCAUACCAGUAUUUCCCACUCAACAUUUGCCCUGUGUUUUAUGGAGAGCUGUACACUCUUUCUCUUGCUGAUGUUCCAAGGGUUGGACAUAUUUACUCCUGUCAUCCGUGUCCUACAUUUUCGCAUUUGUCUCCUCCUUCUCCUUCUAAUCAUCCUCCUGGCUGUUCCCCUUCUUUUUUCAUACAUCAUCUUCUCAAGGCCUUUUCUAUCAUUAGUCCCUCCUUUGAUAUCUCUGUUUUUGUUAUCGUUUAUUCCGCUACCAUCACCGCUCGACUCAAAUCCUGACAUCGAUUUGAUGACCGCAUGCCUAUCUAGACUGAUUGUUGUAGGAACAAUCAUUCUGGGCGCUCUUUCCGGCUUUGGUGCAAUGAGGAGUUGCUGGUUAUAUCUGCUUGCGCAGGAAAGGCCCACCCCAACGGACAGAGACAUAGAAGUGAGCACUGCUGCGCUUGCCCGCAUUAGGGAGGACUUACGUGCGCGAAUGGACGAAGCGAAGAGGAAGGAUAACAACGAGACUGCGCCGUGGUAUUCGCGCGUCGUCAAGAGUUUUGGCAGUGAUAAUAUUUCUCGGGAAAUAUCUGGGCUUCAAGCACUCGAAUACCAAAUGGCCCUUUCGCUUGACGACAAGCGUGAGCGUCAACGGGCCAAUCGUUUCAGUCGGACUCUUUACGGGUGUGCAUGGAAUCUCGGCGGCAAAGUGUUCGCAGUCUACUGCGUGAUCAGAAUUUUGAGCUCAAUUAUCAACUUGGCGUUUCCAACUCUCAGGCGCACAUCGUCAUCUUCUUCAUCGGAAUACAACUAUCCUGAUCUCGUCGCAUAUCUCCUUUCCCUCCUCCUGCCUUACCCACAAGAUCGCGUCGUGGCGGUAUCGAGACAGAUCGGCCUUGUCUUUGUUGGACUCAUCAUAUUGAGCAGCAUCAGACUGGUCUUACGAAGUGCUACGCGAGUCCUGAGAGUUACAUCCCGUAACCGUGGCGCGUCGCUAAUGAUGCUUCUUCUGGCUCAGCUCAUAGGCAUUUACCUUCUCUCGACGGUCGUCCAGCUGCGCACGUCAUUUCCUCCCCCAUCUACAAACGCUGUGUCCCCAGACGAUGAAGUUCCAGACGGGAAACCUACGAACCUGUUCUCGUUAAUACCCGAAGGCCAGGUGUUUGGAGGUUUAUUCGACGCUUCGUUCCUCUUGGCAGCAGUGGCUGAGGGAGUAGUGGUGUGGAUAGGGGACAAAUUCGGUGCUGGUUCUGAAUCGGAUGGUCGGAUAAGAGGCGUUUGUUGACGUUAAGCGUGCGGCAUAGGAGUCCGCUAUGCAUCGGCACUCAUAAAGCCGGACUUUAUGCUAGGACCAUGAC
Molecule: messenger RNA, 1589 nt
Organism: Guyanagaster necrorhizus
Lineage: Eukaryota; Fungi; Basidiomycota; Agaricomycetes; Agaricales; Physalacriaceae
Exons: 9
Coding region: 44-1516 (490 amino acids)
Cellular component (GO): membrane
Source: RefSeq, a predicted model, not a curated record